This is a messenger RNA of Neospora caninum, 1449 nucleotides long. Its product is annotated as putative actin-like family protein. The transcript is spliced from 10 exons. NCBI's taxonomy places the organism in Eukaryota, Apicomplexa, Conoidasida, Eucoccidiorida, Sarcocystidae. Gene Ontology annotation, cellular component: Swr1 complex. Bases 1 to 1449 code for a protein of 482 amino acids. Gene Ontology annotation, molecular function: nucleosome binding. The record is from RefSeq and is a predicted model, not a curated record.
AUGGAAGCCUCGACCUCUCCAGAUGCCUUUGCGCCUUCUGUGGCUGCUAAAGCCCCAGAAACCGUGGAUGGCCAAGGCCCAAUAGCCAGGGACCGGAAACCAGAGGAACUCGUCGAGGGAAACAGUGAACGCGACGAAGGUUAUCUGAGAAGAAAAGAGAGGUCUUCUGAGGCUGAGGCGUUUGAGGAAGAGGCGGGAAACCACAUUGUUGUGGUUGUCCUCGAAAUAGGGACCAGCGAAAUUCGGAUCGGUUUCUCAGGAGACAAGACGCCUCGGCAUCGUCUGCCUGCUUUCCUCUCACGUCUUGUGGAAGCCGGUCCUCAACCCGAGGACCUACACUCGCCUCUUUCUCUUGCGAAGACGUUCGUCGGAGAAGACGCCUUCACAGCAGCGACUCGGGCAGCAGAAGAGGACGGUUGUGCGGUGGGCGUAGUUGCCGCGCAUCCACAUCAUCCUUGGGCAGUCUCCAGAGAGUCCUACGACAAUCUUUUUGUUGUCAUAGAUGCGGCGCUUGAAAGGCUGCUGGAAGAACGCCCACAAGGGACAGAGGCGAGUGCCCGAGAAAAGGACGACGCAGUCGGAGAGUCUCGCGACAAGGCGACAAGUUCUCUGCCGACUGCCGAGAUGCCAUGGGCACUCUUGGCGGUCGUCCCGGUCAUCUGCGACCAACGGCUAGCCAGCUGCUUGCUUCGCUGGGCUCUGGAGACACGACGUGAGAUUUUCGGCGCUGUGAAGCUCAUCGCCGACGCCCGGAUGGCGGCGUACCAUCACCUUCUGCUUCUCCCUGAAGACCAGCGAAGCGCCGAGAAAGGACUUCUUGUGGUUGACGCUGGCGAGACAGCGAUCCGAGUGGUGCCCGUCGGCGGCCAGGCGCUGACGCCGGGCACGCAUGCGCUCCAGCAGACGGAAGUCGCUGGUAGCCUGCUCACGAGUCUCGUUCUUCUUCAUCAGGAGAAACGGGGAGAAGGGACGCGGGGCACACGACGCGGAAUGACCUGGAGAGAGGCGACUCAGUACAAGGAGCAGUGCUGCUUCGUCAGCGGCCUCGUGCGCCAACCGUCGACAGACACCUUUCUCUUCCCAGAGAUUUUCUUCACUCCUCAGCUGCUCCGGAAUGCCAAUCUUUCUCCGAUUGUGAACUCCACCUCGCAGGCGAGCCUCACUCAAGUGAUCCUCGAUGCCUUCGGCAAAGGCACCGUGUGCGAACGAGCUCUCUGGCUGUCGCGCAUUUGCCUUGUCGGAGGCACGGCGAAACUCGCCAACUUUGCAACUCGCAUUCGCCUGCUCGUCUCGGAUGAUCCGCAGCUGGCGGCGUUUUGCGGCGCCUCAGCCUUUGGCAGAGUAGCCGUCCUCGAUGAAGAGGCCUGGAUCACCAGAGAAGAGUACGAAGACAGCGCCGCUAUUCCGGCUCUAGGAAGACGCGCUCUUCGUCAUGCAAACUUAGGAUAG